UCCCAUCGAGUGAUAGAUGUGGGAGUCAACAAUGCAAGUUUUUAGUGAAUCUGAUUGUUACUUUUCAUUUGUAUUCUGUAUAUUCACAUAGUACAAAAAGUCACUCACCACAUUCACGCCUCUCUGCGUUCUCUCACAAUAUCAUCAGACCAUUAAUCACAUUUCCUUCUGUCCUACCAAUGACGACCUCCUAGCAGUUGCAAGCAACGACAACGAGAGACAUAUGUGCGUUUGGGACAUCUGUAGGGGACUAAUCGUUGCUUCACUCCCGACAACCGAAGCGCCAGUGUGUCUUGACUGGAUGAAAAAUGGUUCGACAUUGAGCUACUCGUUCCCUCUCGGAUCUAUAGGGUUGUGGGAAUAUGAAUCAGAGGGACAAAGUGUGCUGGAAGGGAGUGAGUUGAUGUCCGCUGUUUCUUUGCUUCGAUGUGAUCCUCUCCAGUCAGACAGGCUGGCCGUUGGUCACACAGAUGGUUGUCUGUCUCUGUUUCACUUGGGAAAGGAGCCACAGAGACGUGUUGUGGGGGUUGACAAUGUGGAUGCUGAUAGAAACAACUCCAUUGUUUCUAUGGAGUGGAAUGCUACUUUGAGUGAUCGUUUGUUGGUUUUGAAUGCUGCUAGUGUUAUUAGGUUGGUGGACACGAUGAUGGCUACUGUUGUGAGGACGUUUUGUGUACCGACUGUUGGUGAUAUGAUUGCUACUCCACUGUGUGUGUUGUGGUUACCGGAUGAUCCUGAGAAGUUUAUGGCAGGAGACACCAAAACUGGCAUACUGAGAGUCUGGUCAAUACACAAAUUACCUCCAAUCAAAUCCAUCAACAUUAACAAAAACGGCUUCACAGCUCUGCAAGUCUUACCACAACCAGCAGUAGCAGAGUCCAGCCUUGUCGACGACGAAGAUGAUUUCCUACUCAACGUGUAUGCAAUGUGUGUAUUGAAGGACACUGGAGUCGGUGUCUUCAACUGUUUGAUGAAGACAUGGACUGUCGUACCUGAAAUGGGUCAUUUUGAUGUGAUUUCUGAUUGUGAGUUUAAGUCGUCGUCGUGUGGAGUAUUGGCUACCUGUUCGUUUGACGGGACUGUCAAAGUGUGGGAUGUUAAUGCAAUGGAGUUGUUGGCUACUUCUCCAGGCAAUGAAGGUGUUAUCAACUCAAUUUCCUGGGCUCCAAAUACUAUGGACUUAAUGGCUGUUGCUACGUCAUCAAAUGGUGCCUUUAUUUGGGAUUACACUAUAAAUAAGAUUACAGACAGAUUCACAUCUCAUGAAGGUAUGGUGAACAGGGUUUGUUGGAAUAAACGUGAUCAUCAACUUAUCGCGUCUUCCAGCAGCGACCAUACAUGGUUCUUCAACAUCCUGCUGCUGUGUUUGGGUGUGAUUGGAGUCUUUCGCACAAAAAUAUUUUGGCUACUGGUUGUGAGGAUGGUAUUGUUCGAGUGUUUAACUUUGAUUUCAACGACAUGCAACUAUGCAAACAAUUUGAAGGUAGACGACGAGGUUGUGCAGCCAUCAUGCUAUAUUGUUGAAGUUUCUAAUGUGAUAGGUCACACAGACCGAGUUUUUGAUGUUCGCUGGUCUUUGUUGACUCCGAAUUUGUUGUGCAGCAGCUCUGAUGAUAUGACAAUCAGAGUGUGGAAUUGUAACUCAGAGAGAUUGACAGCCAAGCUUCAAGGUCAUUCUAACAAAGUUUGUGGGGUAGCAUGGAGUCCUGAAAUACCACACUUGUUAUUUUCAGCGAGUUUGGAUGCAACUAUCAGAGCAUGGGAUAUAAGGACUAAUAAAUGCAUUGAUGUGGUAGAAGGACAUGGAGCUGGUGUUUAUGGUCUUGCUAUUCAUUGCAAUCAUCCGUUUGCAUUCGCUUCGACAGCAACAGAUUCUACUAUUCGAAUGUGGUCUCUUCAGCCUCUUUUCAAGAACAUGCAGUUGAGCAUUUUGGCUUGCAAUCCAUUGUACGAAAACUUCACAACUGUGGAUGAGAGCUUACUGAUUGGAAAUCAAAUGAAAAUGUGUGGUGAGAAAAGUUCGGGCAUAUGGGCUCUUCCCAAUAUGCAGGAAUCUAGUCCGUUGCUGUUGAAAUUUAUCUCAGAAUUGUUUGGGUAUCCUAGCGCAUUGGCAAACCUUUGGGAACUUGUUAGUUGUAUUGUUGAUAAAUUGUAUCGACCAUCAAAAGACUACGAGUCUGGUGUCAUGCUUGCAGGAGAUGAUUUAAAAAAUUUUAAGGCAAAGGCUAACGAUAUGUUCAUGAAGACAAGAGAAUCAAGUAGAACAAGAACGACACUAAGCAAUGAGAAACUGCGAACACUAGCUGACAUACAACUGAAACUGGGAGAUUUGAAAUUAUACUGUGAACUGAUGGUACAAGCCAGAGAUUGGAAGAAGGCGUUGCUUGUUGCUCCUGGUGUGUCACUUCACUAUUGGAAGUCACUGAUAGAAAGAUUAUCGAAUGACUUAAUGGCGAGAGGCAGUGAUGAGAUAUUGCCACUAUGCAUGGCUUCUGGAAACAUGGAUAAGGUGGCAGAAUUUCUUCCAACUAUAUAUACUCCACGAGAUGCGUUGUUGGUUUGUCAGUUACCGUACGAGGGAAGUUGCUCAAGAGUUUCUAAGGAAGAAGAACAGACUUACAAGACGGUAACAGAUUCUACAGAGAGACAGAAGAAAAGGCAAUCUCAAGUUACUUCCGUGCUUGCCAAUCAAGCAUCACAGGCUGGCAACUCAAUCCUAGCCGCUUGCUACUUUCUGUCAAUUGAGCAUACAGAAGCAGCAGUUUGGAAACUUGUUUGUGGGCAUCAGUUGGAGUUGGCAUACUGUGUGGGGACUGCUUUAUGUGUAAAUGCUCCAACACGUUUGGCAGCCAAACUGCUGGCGAGACGAUGUGAGAAGUUAGGACAAAGGAACUUGGCUUUAUUUUUUCUGCGGCAGCUACCUGAUUACGAAUAUCAGGUACAACGAUUAUGUGCGCGCACUGACGGAACAGAGUCAGAACUGAAAAACUUGCACAAAACGGCUGGUUUACUUGGUCCUGCAGAAUGUGGAGCUAAAGCCAACUUUUUGAAGACGAUAGAUGAGCAACUUAGCUUCCGCUUUUUGUCAACCCUGCCAUACAAAUCAUUCAAUUACGUGCUUAAGCACAUCAAUGAAUUACUGAAAAGCUCCUCCUGGACAUUGAGCGACAUUCAGAAGUGGUUUGAUCUCAUUGUGAAUGUGAAGACUUCGUUUGUCAAAGAACGCUUGUCUGGAGAGCAGAGGAGUGAGUUGCUUGCUAUAGCUGCCUACAUUGGAGGUUUGCAGGCGAUCAGGAGGCGAUACUUUCCUGUAGUUCCAGCUCUCUUCAGUCACGCUCGUGAAAUGUUACCCUGUCUGUGUGAUGGAGUCGUCGAGGACGAGCUGAUUGCCUACAAAGAGUAUCGACGUCAUCAACUAGACCCUGCAUACAAACUGUCCGAAAGUGUACUUCAAACAGUGAGGAUUUUGGAGAGAAAGCUUGGUGGAUCUAUCGGCAAGUCAGAUGGCAGUGAUGCUAUAGUCGUAGCUCACUGGACUUUACCGAUCAAAUCAAAAGUGCACACAUCUCAUUUCACGAGACAGAGAAUUUAUGGUCCUGCAUAUAUUCUCGAUGACGGUCACACUGCUAUUUCAUUGAGUGAUGCUCUCAUGUGGGCUGAAGUAAAUCCGUUUAGUCCUCUCGGAUCUGGAGCUGUGAUAAAUCCUUUCUGAUGAUGUCGCAUGAGGCUAUGAGUUGACACCAUCGGGUGUGUGACGUCAAUCUUUGCAAACUGCUUUUGAGUUUCUCACCGAGUGCUACACGAUUGAUAUAAAUUUUGCAGUUACUUGAACCAUCCGACUGAUGGUUAGUACCUACAAUGUGUAAGCUAUGUAUACCGUUAAACAAGAAAUUGUUUUGUUCACACUGCUGCUUUGUUCAAACACAAGCCAGUAAAUGUCCUAGAGCAUGUACAGCAGAAGCCCGGAUGUAUGACGCAAAAAGAGGGUGUGGCUACGCGAGACUAAAUUGUUCAGCUGUCCCUUCCCUGUCUGCCCCCUUCCUCCUUCCCCUGUCUGCCCACUUUCCCCUUCCCCUGUCUUCCCCCCUUCCCGUCUGCCUCCUUUCCCCUUCCUACCCCAUGCAGCAACGAUUUCUAGUAGAUGCAGCAUACGUAUUUCUUUAAUUAAACGCCGCGGCAUCUAUUUUGUAGCCAGGAUUUCAACUCCUGGCAUUUGAUCAAGGACGGAGUCUAUUCGUAUGUCUAGAAUAGGCGAAGAAGUCAUAUGCUUUGCUCUUCAAACUUCGAGCUAAGAUCAUCAUUGAAAUGUGCCGUUUAUUCGAGGGAGGUGUUUAUAUUUCAUCUGUACCCUCAGCU
Molecule: messenger RNA, 4356 nt
Organism: Corticium candelabrum
Lineage: Eukaryota; Metazoa; Porifera; Homoscleromorpha; Homosclerophorida; Plakinidae
Product: WD repeat-containing protein 17-like
Exons: 26
Coding region: 224-3712 (1162 amino acids)
Molecular function (GO): protein binding
Source: RefSeq, a predicted model, not a curated record